UCCCGCCCGGAGUAUCUCCACCCGGGGUUCCGCAGCGGCAGGUCCGAUCGUGUCCGGCCGAGAUCCAGCGGGCGGAGCCGGGCCUGCCCGGGCGUGAAUAUCCCAGCGCUCUGCCCGCCCCCUUCUCGACCGCGCCUGUGCCGGCGCCGCCCUGUCCCCCGUCCCGGCGGAGAAGCACUGAGGCUCCUGCCCUCGGCCCUGCAGCCUCCUGUGGACUCACCACGGCACUCCGAGUCGCCAGGAUGUCGCUUUCUAAACCUCGGGGACGGACUCCGUAUGGCUCUUUAUCCUCGUAGGGCCGAAAGGCUAAUUAGUGGACGGAAAUGCCUCCUUUCCUUUAAUUCAGUCCAGUCCUGCCAACAUUUCUGAAGCGCCUCUGGGCCGGGCCGAGUUCUGCGUGCCGGGGUCGGAGAGACGGAGCCCACCUUGGUUCCCGCCCCGGAAGCUCGCGGGGUGCUUGGGGGAGACAAGUUACCCACGCAGGGAACUUGUAUUCGGGCAGCCUGGGCAGCAGGAAGCCGGUUGGGCCAGGUUGGGGAAGUAGUGACAGGUCGGAGAGGGCAGCGUGUACUCACUUUGAUCUCCUUACCAUAAACGAGUGAGAACUCCCCCAUCGGAAAGGAUUCUGAAAGAAAUGAAGAAAACCAUCAGAAAUGAAGUCAGUAGCCUCAAGGCCUUCUGUUGACCAGGCUGGAGUUUUGUUACUACACUUCUUUGGAAUGACGUCAGGAUUGUCCAUUGUCCAUCCAUAAAAAUCAGGAUGUCUGCUGAGGUCAUCCAUCAGGUCGAAGAGGCACUUGACGACGAGGAGAAGGAGAUGCUUCUUUUUUUGUGCCGGGAUGUUGCUGAAGAUGGGGCUCCGCUUAAUGUCAGGGAUCUUCUAGAUAUUUUAAGCGAGAGAGGAAAGCUGUCUGUUGUUGGCUUGGCUGAGCUGCUCUACAGAGUUAAGCGGUUUGACUUGCUCAAGCGGAUCUUGAAGAUGGACAAAACGGCGGUGGAGGCCCACCUGCUCAGGCACCCUCGGCUUGUUUCGGACUAUAGGGUGCUGAUGACGGAGAUUGGUGAGGAUUUGGAUAAAUCUGAUGUGUCCUCAUUAAUUUUCCUCAUGAGGGAUUAUAUGGGCCGAGGCAGGAUAGCCAAGGACAAGAGUUUCUUGGAUCUUGUGACUGAAUUGGAGAAACUAAAUCUGCUUGCUCCAGAUCAGUUGGAUUUAUUAGAAAAAUGCCUGAAGAACAUCCACAGAAUAGACCUGAAGACAAAAAUCCAGAAAUACAAGCAGUCUGCUCGAGGAGCGGGAACAAGUUAUGUAAAUGCUCUCCAGGCAUCUCUUCCAAACUUGAGUCUUAAGGAUCCUUCAUAUAACUUAAGGCUCCAGAAUGGGAGAAGCAAGGAACAGAGACUCAUUGUGGAACAACAUCACAUUCAAAGAGAACCAGUGAAGACUUCCAUUCAGGAAUCGGGAGUGUUUUUGCCUCAGCACAUACCAGAAGAGAGAUACAGGAUGCAGAGCAAGCCGCUGGGAAUCUGCCUGAUAAUUGAUUGUAUCGGCAAUGACACGGGGGCUCUUCGAGACACCUUCACUUCGCUGGGCUAUGAAGUCCAGCAUUUCCUGUAUCUGAGUGUGGACGGUAUAAUCCACAUUCUUCGCCGAGUUGCCCGGAUGCCCCAGCACCAAGACUACGACAGCUUCGUGUGUGUCCUGGUGAGCCGGGGGGGCUCCCAGAGCGUUUUUGGCGUGGAUCCGACGCACUCAGGCUUCCCCUUGGAUCAGAUCAGGAGGAUGUUCAUGGCAGACGCAUGCCCUUCUCUCUUGGGGAAGCCAAAGCUCUUUUUUAUUCAGAACUAUGUGGUGUCAGAGGGCCAGCUGGAGGACAGCAGCAACCUGGAGGUGGAUGGGCCAGCAGUGAAAAAUGUGGAUUCCAAGACAAGGCCGCCUGGGCCCUGUACGGUGCACCGAGAGGCUGACAUCCUGUGGAGCCUGUGCCGAGCCGACGUGUCCUUGCUGGAGCAGCCCAGCAGCCCCGCGUCGGUGUACCUGCAGUGUCUCUCCCAGAAACUGCGGCAAGAGAGAAGACGCCCCCUCCUGGAACUGCACAUCGAGCUCCACAGCUGCGUGUAUGAUUGGAACAGCAGAGUGUCUGCUAAGGAGAGGUACUACGUCUGGCUGCAGCACACUCUGAGAAAGAAGCUCAUCCUCUCUUGCAAAUGAAAAGACCACCGCCCUCCUUAGCCCUACAGUCUCCCUCCAUCACUAGCCAGAGUGGGGUUUGCAAGUGUGUAUGUGUGGUGUGGGUGAGAUGAGGUCCUGGCCAUGCUGAAGUGACCUGUGCGGAAUGCUUGGUGGGAAGGGGUGUUCAAACUACAGCUUCUGAGGUGGAGGUAUUGGCCCCUGUGUUGGGCCAGGUCAGUGUUGAGAAGGAAAUGGCUUGGAAACUUGAAAAACCAAGUCCUGGCUGACUUGGGCACCUCUGGAGUAUGUUGCCUUCCAUCGUAACAAUCAAGUAAACCAGAGCUAAAGAUAAGCACUUAGAGCGCUUGCAGUCAGAGAGUGAAUUAGCCUGUGGGUAUCCAUACUCCAUGUAGAAAGUGAAAUCAAAAUACAGAACAAUGAAAUCAGAACAUAACCACCACCUAUAAUCUCACCUACCAGAAACAACCACAGUCAACUAAAACUUUGUGUAUUGCCUUGCAAAGUUUUCGAUGUACACAAGAUCUGAAUGUCAGACAGGGUGGCUGUGUUAGUCUGUUCAGGCUGCUAUGACCAAGUACCAUAGACUGAACAGUUCUAGAGACUGGGAAGUUCAAGAGCAAGGUGCUGGCAGGCCUAGUGUCUGGUGAGGACCCGCUUCCGGUUUGCAGAUGGCCGUCUUCUCGUGUCCUCACAUGAGGAAGAGCAAAGACAGGAAGCGAGCUCUCUUGUGUCUCUUCUCCGAAGGGCACUAAUUCUGUUCAUGAGGGCCCCACCCUCGUGGGCUGAUCACCUCCUAAAGGCCUCACUUCCUAAGACCAUCACACUGGGGGUUAGGAUUUCAACCUAUGAGUUUUGGGGGUGGAGGGCACAAACAUUCAGUCCAUACAGUGGCUUUAUGAUUGGAGGUUGCUUGUCAAUCUAGGACUCAACUGGCAUUGUACAGCUCAUGAGGUAAACCUUUCUGGAAUUUGAUGGCAUGGCCUGAAAGGAUACCGUUGUUUAAAAUAUCUCUUGAAGGCUUUUUAAUUUAUUUAUUUUUGUAUUUUUUAAAGUUGGUUUUAAGUGGCGUGUGUCUCUGUGUAUGUUUGUGUGUGUUUUGCCAUGAUCACCGGAAGAAGGCUGCAGAGCAUGGAAGGAGCCAUUUUCCGACCAUUCAGAAGCGGUUAUCUCUACUUUACAAGUUCUUUUGCUAUUGUUGUGUUAAUGAGUGUGGGACUCCUGAGUGUGUCUUUGAAUUUCAUGUUCCUGAGGAGUGCCGGCAGGAAUGAUGUACACACCUGGACUCAUGGACCAGAACCCUGUGUUAGUCAUUACAGAGGAAAACUGUUUGAGAGCAAUCUGCGCACUUUUGUCUCUUUUGUUUGUCUUUGGAUUACAUUAUCUUUGUUAACACCAACCAUCAGUCAACCCCCAGGUCCCAAAGAGAAGGUGCUGAGUGUUUGCUUGUGUGUUUUGCUCACUGGCAAGGGGUGUGGGGUGGAGUAAAGAGGGGCUGUGGUUCCACGCUCAGGCUGACAAACAGGAGGGAUGAGGCCUUGCCGUCCUUGGCCACUUCACAGAACUGUCCGGAGGGUGAGAUGAGGGAGCCUGUGUGGUCACAUCCCACAGGAGGCUCUGGGGUGGCCUCGGUGCUGCCCAGUGAGUGUAGCUGUUGUUACUACACCACGCUCUCACGGGGGAGUUCUUUCGGAAAGGUUGAAGAAACCUUGAACAGCUGGUAGGAUCUUGGCAGGUUGAGAUGGAGCAGAGAAUAUGUUGCAGGAGAGGAAACAAUCAAGUGGAGGGACAAAUGGGAAAUACAAGUCGUGUUUUAGGAACCUGGGGCGUAAGUUCUAGCUGGCGUGGGUGAGCGUGAGCAGUGGUGGGUGGUAAGCCGGCAGAUGACUGUGGGUCAAGUGGGAAGAGCCUUGAGGGCCCCAUCUUUGUCAUUUAGUCACUUCUCAGGCAAGUAAGUUAUUUCCCUCACUUUAAUAGUGGAGUCUAUGACUCCUUCUUUGCCAUUUUUGUAUAUGAACAUUUGAUUACUAAAUGUUUGUCUUAUUCUUUUUCAUUGAGUAUAGUUUUUUAAUGAAAUGUUAAAGAGAAUUAUGUAUAGAUAAGAAUAUAAUGAAUCCCCUUAUGCCCACAAUCUAGCUUAAAUAAAAUGUUCUAAAAUAUAGAUGAAGACUCUUAAGAUACUAAUUUAAGUAAUAGUCCUAAAUAUGAGAGAGAGAAAUGCACUGAAUUGUUUCUGACCUAGUAAUAGCCCCAGACAGAAUUAGCCAAGUGCUCAGUAAUAGGGGCAUGGUUAGGAUGAGGUGUCCACUGUCGGCAAUUUUCUGUAGCCACUAAAAUUAUAUAUACAAACAAUAAGAGCUUACGUGGAGCUGUUCUUAGCCCAUUACAUGAACUACCUCAUUUAAUCCUCAGAAGAGCUCUGUGAGGUAGCGUUAUUGUCCUCAUUGCUAUUUCUUGUCAUUUCAUAGAUGGGGAGAGUGAGCAAAGUGAUGCUCAGCCCGGUAGCUCACCCGCGGUCUCCCCACACUCGCACGGAGACUCAAGCCGUGAAGGAAGC
Molecule: messenger RNA, 4745 nt
Organism: Diceros bicornis minor
Lineage: Eukaryota; Metazoa; Chordata; Mammalia; Perissodactyla; Rhinocerotidae
Gene: CFLAR
Product: CASP8 and FADD like apoptosis regulator
Exons: 10
Coding region: 761-2209 (482 amino acids)
Biological process (GO): proteolysis; negative regulation of extrinsic apoptotic signaling pathway via death domain receptors
Molecular function (GO): protein binding; cysteine-type endopeptidase activity
Source: RefSeq, a predicted model, not a curated record